This is a messenger RNA of Merops nubicus (carmine bee-eater), 1953 nucleotides long. Its product is annotated as leucine-rich repeat-containing protein 32-like. Lineage: Eukaryota; Metazoa; Chordata; Aves; Coraciiformes; Meropidae. Gene Ontology annotation, molecular function: protein binding. The annotation marks the transcript as partial. The transcript has a single exon. The record is from RefSeq and is a predicted model, not a curated record.
ACCCCCACGAAGGUGUCUUGCAAAGGAGCUGGCCUGCGCGAGUUCCCAACGGAGCUUGCCCAAGGGGUCAAGCACCUCGAGCUCUCCAACAACCUCCUCCAAAACCUGUCGGGCAGCUCCAUGCCAACGUUUGGGCAGCUCGAGUACCUGGACGUGUGCUCCAACCUCCUGGAAGUCGUGUCAGCCACGGCCCUGGCCCGGCUGCCCCAGCUCCGUGUCCUCCUGCUGGGGUCCAACCGCUUGGACCGCAACCCCCUGGCCAACGGGCGAGCCCUCCACCUCCUGAGGAACAUAGAGGUCCUGGACCUGUCAGCAAACCACCUGGAGAGCCACGUGGUGGGCUGGUACAUCAGCAACCUCACCCAGCUGAGGACCCUGGAUCUCUCUGGCAACAAGAUGACCAGGCUGCCGGCGGGGAUCUUCCGGAGCGCUCCGCGGCUGCGCCAGCUCGACCUCAGCAACAACUACCUCCUGGAAAUCGAGGAGGGAGCUUUUGAGGCUCUGGAGGAGCUGGAGGUGGUGAACUUGGCUUUGAAUUCUCUCCACUGUAUCUCCAGCUUCAGCCUCACGCAGCUGAGGGUUUUAAACCUCAGCCACAACGCCCUGGAGCUCUUCGUCACGGGGGAGGGAGCGGAGCCCUACCUGCUUCAGGUGCUCGACUUGAGCCAUAACAGACUCCUCCACUUCCCAGAGCUUCCCAGAGCCCAGCACCUCACCCACCUAAACCUCUCCAACAACCUUAUUGCUUCCCUGCUCCCGGGCCCUGGCCGUCCUGAGGAGUUUCUCCUGCUCUACGAGGAGAUGGCAAAGUCCAACAGGACCCGGCCCGCCGCCGCCGGGCUGACCCGUGUAGCUGACUUGGACCUCAGCAAGAACCGCCUGGAGCUGUUCCCUCUCCCCUUUUUCCACAGCCUGGGCUCUCUGCAGAGCCUCAGCUUGGCUACCAACUGCCUCCAGGCUGUAGCCAGGGAGUGGCUGGCUGGCAGUAUGGAGCCUGGUGCCCGCUCGCCCACCCUCUCCGUGCGCCGGCUGGACCUCCACGGCAACGCCAUCCAUGUCCUGCCACGCUGGUUCUUCCAGUCUCUGCCCUGGCUGGAAGCCAUCGACCUGGGCUCCAACCACCUCCAGCCUUGUGAGAGCCAGGGGGGCCCCCGGGGAGGGGAUUCAGGAGGGGGUUCUCCAGGGCCAGCCCCAGGAAGCAGCUGCACCCCCUUCCAUGACGUGCCUCGCCUGAAGCACCUCAACCUUCAGAGGAACAACAUCAGCAGGCUGCCCCCCUUCUCCUUCAGCCACACCUCGCUGCUCUCCCUCGACCUCUCGGGGAACAAGGACCUGUCCCUGCCCAAGGAGGCCCUGGGGGGGUUGGAGUCCUCCCUGCAGAGCCUCUCUCUGAGGGGCAACCAGAUGGACGACAGCGAGGCAGAGCUCCCUUGCCUGGCCACGCUCAAAGUCUUGGACCUCUCGGGCAACAGGUUGAGCCUUUUGCCCCCGGGGCUUCUCUGCUCCCCUCUGGAGAGCCUGGACGUGGGAGACAACAGCCUGCUGGGGCUGGGUGAGCUCAGGAGCUGGUCUCACAGCCUGAGGGACGUGGGCAUUGCGGGCAACCCCUUCAGCUGCUGCCAGCUGGGCUGGUUGGAGGCGCUGCAGGCAGCCAGCGUGGCCGUGAGGGACCUGGACAGAGCCCUCUGCACCUACCAGCAUGGGGGCAGGAACUUCUCCUCCAAGAUCUCCAGCAGCCCUGCGUGGCUUUGCCCUCAGCCCAGGGGCUGGCUGGUUCUGCUGGUGGUGCUGCUGAGCCUGCUCCUGCUCGGUGCUGGGGCUCGCUGCCUCCUCAAGCAGGGGCAGAAAUCCCCGGGGUGUUUCCAGAGAAACAGGGUGGGGGUCUGCCCUCAACCCCCCAAAAGGGAGGAGCUGGCUAAGGUGAAGCCAGCAGAGAGUGUCACCAAAGUGUAG